Messenger RNA from Polyodon spathula (Mississippi paddlefish), 2888 nucleotides. RefSeq names its product aminoadipate aminotransferase (gene aadat). Gene Ontology annotation, biological process: biosynthetic process. The record is from RefSeq and is a predicted model, not a curated record. Gene Ontology annotation, molecular function: pyridoxal phosphate binding; L-kynurenine:2-oxoglutarate transaminase activity. The transcript is spliced from 14 exons. Bases 400 to 1677 code for a protein of 425 amino acids. NCBI's taxonomy places the organism in Eukaryota, Metazoa, Chordata, Actinopteri, Acipenseriformes, Polyodontidae.
ACUGAAUUGGAAUGGUUCAAAGGAGUAUAAAACAAAAAAUUUGUAUUAGCGAAAUCGACUUAGUUUCAAUUUAUAGCCUUCCAGGUUAUUAUUUUUUUACUAAUUUUGUACUCUUUGGAAACCCCAGUUUACGAUCCCCAUUAGUUUGUGUAUGUUUUUAAUAUUUGUCACGUUACUGUUUGAGAAGAAAGAACAACAACAACGACAGCAGCAUCAGCGCCUCAAAAUGUAACCGUCCACAUUUUCGGAUAGCGCUCAGGGUGACCCAAGAGUUCCUCCAAUAAUUCCUGACAAGAAACCACAGUACACCAGUUUUUGAGAUCCUUUCAUUCAGUCGGCUCUUCCUUUGAGGACACUUGCUGCGCUUUGAACCAGCCUUCAGAGACCCCGUGUUGUAUCAUGAAUUAUUCCAGGUUUAUAAAUGCUGUAAGUGCAGCAAGAAAGGCCUCUCCAAUACGAAUAUUAACUGAACUGCAGCAGAGAUCCUCACCAUCACUCAUCUCGCUUGCUGCCGGAGCUCCUAAUGCAGACACCUUCCCAUUUAAAAGUGCCAGCAUCUCUCUGGAGAACGGCAGCAGUAUUGACUUUGAUGAGGUCCUUAUGAAGAGAGCUCUUCAAUACUCUGCAUCACCUGGAAUUCCAGAAUUACUUUCAUGGAUGAAGGACCUUCAGAAAAGCCUCCACAACCCGCCAACGGCCAGCUUCAGCCCUGAAAGGUCGCAGCUGGAGAUGUGUGUCACCACUGGCAGCCAGGAAGGACUGUGCAAGGCGUUUGAAAUGAUUAUAAACCCUGGGGACAAUGUUCUCUUGGAUGCACCGACGUAUUCCGGAACACUAGCUGCUCUUAAACCACUGGGAUGCAACAUAAUUAACGUCCCCAGCGAUGAGUAUGGAAUAAUUCCCAAAGCUCUGAGGGAAACCCUUUCCCACUGGAGGCUGGAAGAUGUUGGGAAACCCAACAAUACCGUCCCAAAACUGCUCUAUACUAUUCCAAAUGGGGGCAACCCCACAGGAGCCUCCAUGACUACAGAACGCAAAAGAGAAGUCUAUCAGCUUGCUCAAGACUAUGAUUUCCUUAUAAUUGAGGACGAUCCCUACUAUUUUCUUCAGUUUGAAAAGCCUUGGGUGCCAACAUUUCUAUCAAUGGACGUUGAUGGUAGAGUUAUAAGAACUGAUUCAUUUUCUAAAAUCCUGUCCGCUGGUCUAAGACUGGGAUUUGUGACUGGACCAAAACCCCUUAUUGAUAGGAUAGUCCUCCACAUUCAGGCAUCUACAAUGCACACCAGCACCUUCACACAGCUCCUUGUCACACAGCUGCUUCAGAGAUGGGGACAGGAAGGGUUCCUUAACCAUAUUGACAGUGUUGUGGAGUUCUACAGAAAGCAGAGGGAUGCAAUGCUUUCUUCUGCAGACAAGUGGCUUCAAGAUGUUGCUGAAUGGCACAUGCCUGCGGCUGGCAUGUUUCUGUGGAUCAAGGUGAAAGGAAUUCAGGACACACACAAGCUGAUUAUGGAGAAAGCAUUAGAGAAGGAGGUGCUGCUUGUGCCAGGGGGUGUCUUCAAUAUUGACAGCUCAGAGCCUUGUCCGUAUGUGAGAGCUGCCUUCUCGCUUUCCUCUCCAGAGCAGAUUGAUCAGGCUUUCCAGAGACUGCGUGCACUAAUCAAGGAGUCAAUGUAAAGUAUCUACAGUGAAUGGACUGAAAACAAGAAGAGAUUCUGCAUCGUGUAGGAAGACACCCUCUAUCCACUGCAGGAAGAGAUUAUUUUUAGGAGGCGUCUACACGCCGAGUUCAUCACAAUUUGAAUACUGUUUGCUUUACCCAUUCAAACCCUUUAGUGUCUCCUGGUACAGACUGGUUUCACAGACCCACAUUACCACUAAGCACCAGCCAUCAGUACCUAUUUUACUAGCACUGUCUACUCUUUUUUUAAAUUUUUUUUUUUAAAGCUGGGCAAGAAAAUGAACUGAAAGUGUUCUGGAAAGUAAGUCUAUUUGUUUGUGUGAUAAGCCCUACACCGUGCCUGCAUAGUGCCUUCAUGAACGUAGGACCAAUUCAAACGGCUGAAUCAGUACACUUUUACUAAAGUAGACUUCAUGAAGUUUUUACUCUCAUGAUUCUUGAGGUUAGAAAACAAUCAACUUAAACUUAGCCUUUUGUAACAUUCGUUAUCCUGCAUACCAUUGAGCCCAGAGCCCUUUGUGACAAGUUAUUAUAGGAAAACAAAGCUGGUUAGAGACAGCAUGGAACGUGUUCGGUAUUGCUGAAGGCUGUGUGGAACGUGUUCUAUAUUGUUGAAGGCUGUGUGGAACGUGUUCUGUAUUGUUGGAGACUGUGUGGAACAUGUUCUGCAUUGUUGGAGGCUGUGUGGAACGUGUUCUAUAUUGUUGAAGGCUGCAUGGAACGUGUUCUGUAUUGUUGGAGGCUGUGUGGAACAUGUUCUGCAUUGUUGGAGGCUGUGUGGAACGUGUUCUAUAUUGUUGAAGGCUGUGUGGAACAUGUUCUGUAUUGUUGGAGGCUGUGUGGAAUGUGUUCUGUAGAAAUGGGAAAUAUCUGUUUUGUGUGUAUGUGUAAUUAUAACCAUGUUACUAUCUAUACAUUUUAAAUAAUGUGUUUCAUUUUUAUUUGUAUGACGGCUACAUUAGACUGUAUAAAAUGUACUGCAGGUUGCAUGUCUGAUUUUCAACAGCAGGCCUUAUUCACAAAGCUUUAACUCUCUGUUUUGAUGAACUAAAAGAGGUUUCAUUCAGUCAAAACUUUAUUUAAUCCAUCAAAACUGACAUGAAAAUAUUGAAAUAACCCAUGGUGAUUUGUGGUCCUGUGUUUCUUGAAGAGCACUCACUGUAUUUUAUCAUUGAAUCACAAACAUUAACAAUAUUGAAAUAACCCA